UCUCCGUCUUAAAUGUGAUAUACAGUGUACGUUGGAUAUUGAUUGUAAAAGGCAACAAAGAAAUUAAAAGGCACUUGAAAAGGAUCAGUCAAUAUUAGGUCUGAUAAUACAAAUUUUUGUAGGGCACUUGGUUGUGAGUUUUCCCCCUCUUGUAUCGACUUAAAUCAAUAGCAGGUUUUCUUCCUCGAAGCAUGGUCCACAAAUAUAUGUAAUCGCAUAAGCUGGGGCUAAUGUUUAACUCUCAAAUAAUCGCAAACAUAUCCUUAACAAAUAUCCAUUGCACGUCACUUUUGAGGCCCCUUAAAGGACCGAGACAAAUAAAAAUCCUUGAAAUUGCAUCUUCAUUCCAACUUCCACUUCUUUUUCCAACAAAUACUUGAAUAUUGAGUUAUUUGAUUUUGCCUAUGGUGAAAACAACAACCUAUGCCCAAAUACUGUUUUACAAAAUUAAACAAACCUUAAAAAGUUCCCCUCACAGAUAUCAGAGAGGUAAUAUUGAUUUGAAGGACGGAAGGUCCAUUUUCAACAUUUCCGAUAUUACCUCACUUAUAAUGACAAGUACCCCGAAAGGUGCGAGGAGCUCUUCACUUUCUAUAUUUCUUCAAAUCGACUGCUAGUUUCAUCAUGGCGUCUGCUUCAGUCAUGGAUAAGCAAGUUUCGCACAUGCUACAGAUUCCCUCCGUGAAAACGUCAGGAUCUUCCAAGACGUCACAUAAUACAGGGUCUUCCAAACACGUGCAAUCUUCACCAACCGGGUCCCCUUCAUUGAAGCAAAAAAUGACUAAAGCUGCAGCGAAUAGUAUGGCAGUGAAGCCUAUUCCAAUUUUAUCAAUUUCGUCGUUUUAUGAGUUAUCGGCUUAUAUGCCGAACGGAAAAAUGGAUCAUUUCGAAAAGUACCAUGGAAAAGUAUCUCUAGUUGUUAAUAUGGCUACUUGUGAUAAAAAUACCAAACAAGAACUUCUACAGCUGAAUGACUUUGCCACAACAUAUGGAUCUAAAGGUCUUGUCGUUAUGGCUUUUCCCUGCAAUCAGUUCGGUAAAUUGGAACCUUUAGAUAACGAUGAAAUUCCUUUGUUUUUACACAACGUGCGACCUGGGUUAAAGUUUGAGCCAAAAUUUACAAUUUAUUCUAAAGUUGAUAUUAAUGGAAGUCACGCACAUCCAGUGUUCGAAUAUCUUAAGGUAAAACAGCCAUUACCACAGGAUGACGAUGGUCUAAUCGCGCGAGAAUUAAGCGAGAUCAGCUGGCAACCCCUGUGUAGGAGUGAUGUCAGUUGGAAUUAUGAGAAAUUUUUAGUGUCACAUGAUGGACAACCCAUUAAAAGAUACAAUCAUAAGACUACAGCGGAAAUAAUUAAGAGAGAUCUCGAAUCGGCCUUGAGACGCAUUCCAAAAGCCACAAGAGAGGCCCUUCAACAACACCACUGAAAAUUAUAAAUUUU
Messenger RNA from Saccostrea cuccullata (small rock oyster), 1442 nucleotides. RefSeq names its product glutathione peroxidase 2-like. The coding region runs from base 625 to 1428 and encodes 267 amino acids. Gene Ontology annotation, biological process: response to oxidative stress. The record is from RefSeq and is a predicted model, not a curated record. Gene Ontology annotation, molecular function: glutathione peroxidase activity. The transcript has 2 exons. NCBI's taxonomy places the organism in Eukaryota, Metazoa, Mollusca, Bivalvia, Ostreida, Ostreidae.